Penicillium longicatenatum is the source of this 567-nucleotide messenger RNA. RefSeq lists its product as uncharacterized. The transcript has a single exon. The record is from RefSeq and is a predicted model, not a curated record. Lineage: Eukaryota; Fungi; Ascomycota; Eurotiomycetes; Eurotiales; Aspergillaceae. Bases 1 to 567 code for a protein of 188 amino acids.
AUGUGGGCAUCAUCCGCCACAAACAGCUCCUACUCCUCGAGCGUCUCCUCUUCAGACCCUCACCUUCCCUACCAACACCCUCAACCAACAUCUACCGUCUCCCUUCCUCAAGCCCGCCGAGCAAUGCCGAAAUACCGCCGCUUCUACUCCUCCCCCAUGGACGAAGGAGACUCAACUCCCAUCCAACUCUACGGCCUCGAACGACGUCCCAAUUCAAUCAUUGAGAAACCAAAACUCCUACGCCGCGUCUCCCAUGCACUAGACGAUAUCAAAGAAGACUUCGCUUACCAACUCGCCGAUCCAUCCAGCACAGCCGCAAAGCUCAAGCGUCGCUCUACUUUCCUGCUGGAUGGCUCGCUCGGAACCACCUCCCCCCGCCCCGAGACAGCAGACUGCCAUGGCCCUAGCUCGCGGCGUAUGUCUGUGUUGUCUGCUGCGCCACAGCGUGGACUGAGUCGGCGACUCUCGCGCAGACUGUCUAUUUUCGGUGGUCGGAAGGUUGGUGAACGGCCUUCUACAGCUAGUAUUUCUACGCCAAAUUUGAUUGGUUCUUCGGCUAUGAACUAA